GUCGCGCACACAGCACACCCCUCACGUGUGUUUGUUUACAUUUUGUUUAUUUUCAUUUUGAGGUAUUGCUGUUCUGUCCAGGUUCUGUCUGUGUUGUCUUGACUGCUGAGCCGCGAUUUCCCUAGCAGGUACGUGUACCAAGAUGAGCAACAGAAGAGGAAAAUUUCACCAAAAGAGAAAAAUCGAACAUCAAAACCUUGGUCAUUCAAAUAAAAGGCCCAAAGGUGAAGAGCAUGCUCAACUCAAAUUGAAAGAGGUGGAUGUUGGAGUGACUGAAUACGUCAGUGAUUGCCCUGGAUUUUCUGGAAUCAUCAAACAGCGUUUUUCUGACUUUCUAGUCAACGAAAUUGAUUUGGAUGAUCAAGAGAUACAUCUGACUGACACGAACCCAACAAUUCUAGAUGAACCAUUUGAUCAGUCAGACUUCGUUAGCAAUGACGAUUUCACAGAUGUCAUUUCUAAAGAUGAUUGGGAAGCUCUCAAAACAUUAGCAGAUACUAAGAGUGGUUCAGUUGACAUAGAUGUCUCUACAAAAAGCAAAGAUGAGAGGAGGCAAAUCCAUGAAUCAAUCAAGAAGGUUUACAAAAAUGAGCUAACUGCCAAUACAAAAGACAUGGGUGACAAAAAAUUUAUCACAGUGAUAUUUAAAACAGACACCAGGAGGACUUAUUACAAUAACAAGAAUCGUUAUGUGCAUUUCACACUCUACAAAGAGAACACCGACACCAUGGAAGCUGCUAAUCUGAUCGCACGGAAUCUACAUCUGCGUCCUGGCUCAAUAAAUUUUGCUGGCACCAAGGACAAGCGAGCAAAGACUUGUCAAAAGAUGAGCGUGAUGAAUGUGAAGCCCAGCAGAAUAUUUAAUGCUGUCAAAUCUCUGAGAGGCAUGAAAGUCGAUGGGUUCAAGUUCUGUACAAAACCUCUGCAGCUGGGAAUGUUGAAUGGAAACAGAUUCCAAAUCGUUCUCAGGAACGUUUCUGCUUCUGAUGAGCAAAUUGAGCCGGUUAUGAAUUCUUUGCUAGAAAAUGGAUUCCUGAACUACUUUGGACUGCAAAGAUUCGGAACUCAAUCAGUUCCAACCUAUCAAGUUGGAAAAGCUCUUGUUACUGGAAAUUGGCAAGAGGCGGUUGAUUUGAUUCUGAAGCCAAGAGAUGGCUUUGAUUAUCCAGACAUGGCAAAAGCCCGAGAAAUAUGGCUGGAAACAAAAGACGCUGACGCUGCAUUUCAACAAUUGACGAGAAAAACGUCUGUUGAAGCUCAGCUCUUGAGAGGCCUGAAAGAAAACCACAAGAAUGACUUGGUCAAUGCUCUAGAGUCGAUUCCAAGAAAUACUCGACUCCUUUACUUGCACUCUUACCAGAGCUACAUUUGGAAUCACGUUCUCUCAAGAAGGAUCAAGGAGUAUGGCUUCAAGCCAGUAGUAGGAGACCUUGUGCUUGCCAAUGGAAGCAAGAUAGAAGAGAGUGAAUGCGACCUAACUGAAGAAUGUCCAAAACAGGAGCCAUCAAAACUGCCAAACGUGCUUCCAAUUACAGCUGAUGAUUUGGAAAAGCAUUCCAUCUUUGAUGUUGUCCUUCCUUUGCCAGGCUUCAAUGUCAAAUAUCCAGAAAACAAGUGUUUAGAGUGGUUCAAUGAACUGUUUGAAAAAGAUGGUUUGACAAUUGAUUCGAUGAAGCAAAAUGUCAGAAAGUACAGCAUGGGUGGUGCUUAUCGGAAAGUGGCAUGUUUGCCAAAGAAUGUGAGCUGGAAAGUAGUGCAGUAUGACAAUGUAGCUGAGCCACUUGUGCUCUCUGAUCUGGAUAUACUUGACAAAAAGGAAAUAGUGAAAUGUUCAGAGGGGAAAUACAAAGCACUUGUGUUGGACUUCUGCUUGCCAUCUUCCGUUUAUGCUACAAUGGCUCUGAGGGAGGUGUUGAAAAUGGACACAAGCACACACAGCCAGAAAGCUCUGAACCCUCUAGAAGACAAGGAUUCUGCUGUUGCUGCUGCGGCCAAGGACGAUGGAGAGAGCUUUGGUGAUGAUCAUCUCAGUGUCGAGGGCGUGAAACUUCCUCCACAACUCCUUUGAGCACAACUCGACUUUAAUGUCAGCUGGUCCAGGUAAUCUGUCUUGCUGAUCUUUCUCCAAUUUUUCCUCCUGGCUUUUGGUGCCUGAAAUGGAAAAUCCAUUCUCAUAUAUUAUGUAAUUAUGUUGUUUCAUCAAUUAGGAAAUAAAUUGAUUUUAUGGAUAAACUUU
This is a messenger RNA of Cloeon dipterum, 2236 nucleotides long. It is a transcript of the gene Pus7, whose product is annotated as pseudouridine synthase 7. Gene Ontology annotation, cellular component: nucleus. The transcript has 14 exons. The coding region runs from base 143 to 2068 and encodes 641 amino acids. Gene Ontology annotation, molecular function: RNA binding; pseudouridine synthase activity. The record is from RefSeq and is a predicted model, not a curated record. Gene Ontology annotation, biological process: pseudouridine synthesis. Lineage: Eukaryota; Metazoa; Arthropoda; Insecta; Ephemeroptera; Baetidae.